Molecule: messenger RNA, 917 nt
Organism: Stegastes partitus (bicolor damselfish)
Lineage: Eukaryota; Metazoa; Chordata; Actinopteri; Pomacentridae
Product: ATP-binding cassette sub-family E member 1-like
Exons: 4
Coding region: 17-532 (171 amino acids)
Source: RefSeq, a predicted model, not a curated record
UUUCUGCUGCAGCUUUAUGUUCGACGAGCCGUCCAGUUAUUUGGAUGUGAAGCAGAGACUGAAGGCUGCCAUCACCAUCCGCUCACUGAUCACCCCGGACAGGUACAUCAUUGUGGUGGAGCACGACCUGAGCGUGUUGGACUAUCUGUCCGACUUCAUCUGCUGCCUGUACGGAGUUCCCAGCGCCUACGGAGUGGUGACCAUGCCCUUCAGCGUCCGAGAAGGUAUCAACAUCUUCCUGGACGGCUACGUUCCCACAGAGAAUCUCAGGUUUCGUGAGACCUCAUUGGUCUUUAAGGUGGCUGAGACGGCCAAUGAGGAGGAGGUGAAGAGACUCAGGCAUUACCAGUAUCCAGAAAUGGGGAAGACGAUGGGCGAGUUCACGCUGGAGAUCAAAGGAGGAGAAUUCACAGACUCUGAGAUCAUGGUGAUGCUGGGAGAGAACGGUGAGAUGUUCUGCUUGGGUUUGGAUCAGCGAGGUGACCCUCAGGAACCUCAACUGAAAACAUGCUUUACAAUAAAGAGAAUAUAAAACUGCUCAAGUUAAGAAACUUCUCUUGGACUAAACUCUGAAAGUUAUGUUGUCUUUGAAAACAUCCAAAGUGAAAGCCUUCAUCAGAAACUGAACAGAACCACUGGACAGUCAUUGAGCUCAUCUGUGGUUCUGAUCAAGAGACACAACUUUUAAUCAAAUGUCUUUAAAAUUGGCAGCAGCAUCACUCGUUACCUGACUGAUCAAUAGCUGACUACAGAGACGUGGACGCAAGUCAGUCCACACCAGACAUGUACUGAUGGAGGAUCAGGUGUCAGAACUCCGCCCUGAUGAACCCAGUAUGAUAGAAUGAGUUCUGGUUGGAGGUCCUCCACCUCCUCAGAUUCUCUGUCAUGGUCCCGUUGCUGCUGAACUCCCACAAUGC